GGUGCCGCAAUGGCGGGCUAUAUCAACUUCCGUGAAAAGAAGAAACAAGACAGAUGGCUUGAAAGUCCAAACUAAGUUGCAACAAAGGGCAAUCUCAUGUCUGUAAAAGAAAAUGAAAUGCAAAUAGAAUGAAAAUUGAACUUUAAGAUGUGAUUAUGUGACCACCACUCAAAAAAACUAAGUAAGAUAUUGUGAACUAGUGUCCAUCCAAUCAUGGCAGCCCAGUAUUCUCGCAGUGUGUUGAAGGUUGCCGUGGCUCAGAUCUGCCAGAACAUGGGUUGGAACUCCAUCCAGUCCAGUCCUCUAGAACUGCUGACAGAUCUGCUGGAGAGACACCUGCUACAAGUGGGAAGAACUACACACAGAUACUCUGAGCAGUUUGGAAGAACAGAACCCAACUUGGAUGACCUUGGCCUUGCAUUCCGUGACCUUGGCAUUGUCCUAGGUGAGCUUGACGAGUAUGUGAACAAUGUGGACCUACCAGUGUUCGCACAUGACAUCCCAGCAUUCCCUGCUCCCAAAGAAAACAGGCUCCAGUUUCCUCCGCGGAAGAGUCAACAAGUGCAGAACAGGGAUGAAGCAAUUGAUGACCACCUGCCGCUGAUGUAUCCUGACAUGGAGGAAUUUGAAGAGCCUGCACAGACCCCCACCAAGAAGGUGCCUCCCCCUGGUGAGCAGAAUGGUGAAGUUUUGCCACCAGAUGGCAGUGCUGGCUCAGACACAUUGAAGAGAAUGUUGACCAGUCCUACUGCAGAACAGCCAGCAAAGAAACAAAGACUGGCAGAUGAAGUGCUUGGUUCUCGAUAUGAAAUAAAAAAUGUCAUCAUGACAGACCAGGGACUCAUUUCUCCUAUGCGGCAUGGAAAACUACCAGAUGCUCGUACCCCACCAGCACCUCAGAAACAACCAAUCAAAUCACAGCCACUGAGAAAAGAAGAGAAAAUGGAGACCACUCCAGAGAAGGCUCCAGCAGAGAAGGUCCAGAAUGAAGUUACCACACCCUCCAAACCUGAAUCCAGUUUAUUGAUGAAACCACUUACUUCCCCAGUGGCACCAUUAGCACCAUCAGCACCACCUGUGGUGGUGACAAAAGCAGCACCACCUUCUCCUGUUCCGACAGCACCACUUCCUUCACCAACACCACCACCACCUAAUGUGCCGAAAUCACCACUCACCCCCAAACCUUCAGAAGUCGUUAAAGCUAUGCUGAGUUCCAAAACUGCUAAGCCUCCAAAGUCUCCAUCUCGAUCAAAAUCUCCCGUGAGGGCUAAAAGUCCAAAGGGAGAAGGUAAAAGUAAAAAGACGACGCCCUCUUCCCCUGGUAGUGCAGCUGCUUCAAAGUCUUCUCAUCUGGCCAAAGCACUUACUGAAUCUACCAAGACAGCACCAAUAGCAAGCAGCUCACCACUGCCCCCUAGGGAUGAUUCACCGGAACCUGAAAUGCUGGUCAUUGAUGAGGAUGUUAACGUUGCAAAAAGAGCACGGCUUCAAAAUUAUGAUGACAGUAUUGAUGCAGCUAUUAAGAGAACAAUGGCGGAAGCCGAUAAAUCUGACCAAUCAGAUCAAGAGACACAACCGCCACCAGUGCCAACAUGGCGGACUUCUGUUGACGAUUCUAUAGAUGCGGUGAUUCGCAGAGCUAAUAUGGAACAUGAACAGGAAGUAGCUAAGAAAGAUAAGGAAAAAGAGAAGGAGAAAUUAAAAGAAAAAGAGAAAGAAAAAGUUAAGGAGAAAGAAAAAGUUACUAAAGAUCCCUAUGCAUUUGAAUUUGAUGAUAAACCAGCUGAGGCCCCCAAGGUUCCUACCCUGACUAUUACAUCUGGAGAAACUGGGACCAAAAUUAAGAAGAAAAAAGACAAAUCUCUGAGCAACAAAGAUAAGGACAAAAGCAAGGAAAAGAAAGAAAAAUCUAAAGACUCAGACAUCAAAAAGAAACUAAAAAAGAAAUUAAAGCAAAAAUCCAGUGGUGUGAAAGAAGACAGUUCUUCAGCAACUCCGGGGUCUCCCCUGACUGGACAGGGACUGGGAAUCAAACUCCCAUUAAAAGAUUUAAUCAGUCGGUCACCUUCUGUCCACUCGUCAUUUUCAUCCUCUCCCAUGAGGUCGCCAUCUUUAGAACCCAGCGUGGUCAAGACUCUGCCGCCUCAACAGCCUCAGGCCUCGGACACAGCAGUCAUGGGUCAAGCGUCUAGCUCAGAGUUUAACUACCCGUCUCCAACCAAACUGACUAUACAGAGGGUCAGCGGGACAGAAGAUUCAACGCUCAAGAUUAAGCCGAUUAAACUGGAGGGUGGGAAAAUAAAGGAUAAAGAGAAGUCACACAAGAAGGAGAAAAAGGACAGGAAAGAUAAGGACAAGAAGAAAAAGAAGAAGAAAGAAAAGGACAAGGACAGAGAUAGAGAGAAGAGUGAAAAGAAAGAAAAGAGAAAAGAAGAAAGGGAGAGAAAGAAGGAUAAAGAAAGGCACAAGGACAAGGAGAAAGAAAAGAGAAAAGAAGAGAAAUCCAGAGAGGAAGAAAAUAAGGGGAAGGAAGAACCUUUUGUGCCAAAACUCAAGUUCAAAUUGGGCGGCUCAACGCCCUCUGUCAGUUCCUCGCCUACGGCAGCUUCACAGUCAGACUCGGCCUCAGAGAUGACAAAGAAAACAUCAUCCUCGCUACGGGAUGAGAUAUUAACAAAACUGGAGAAACCCGAGAUACCAAAACUGGUUAUCAAGCCAAUGCCACCAAGGGAUCAGCCACCCCCUCUGUCAAUACCCUCACCCCCCAGGGCUGCAUCAACCCCCAGAGUGGAUAGACCAGAGCCAAAGGCGGCACCCAUACCCCCACCCCCACCUCUCAAGUCUCCCACCAAGGCUUCUAAGACCCCCACCCCCUUCUCUCCGCCCCGGGUGACCAGAGCCAAAACCCCACCCUCUGCUACCUCUCUGUCCCCCUUCCACUUCUCUCCUGAAUCUUCGCCAUCUCCACCCCCCUCACCCCCCAGAGUGCCCAAGGCCCCCCUCUCACCCCCUGUGGUACCCCCCAUGCCACCCCCUGCCCUCAAGUCAAAAGCAGCUGCCCAGAAAUGUGUUGUUGUCACGGAAACCAUAGGACAGUACCAGUUUGUGGACGAAGCAGGCAAUACCAUCUGGAUUUGCCCCAACUGUAAACUACAAGAUGACGGCAGUCCAAUGAUUGGCUGUGAUGGCUGUGACGAUUGGUAUCACUGGGUCUGUGUGGGUAUCGUCAACCCUCCCAGCGAUGAUGAGCAGUGGUUCUGUAAGAAAUGUAAGGACAAGAAGAAGAAAGGUGGGAAGGGGAAGCGAGGGGGUGGAGGCGGAGGACCAGGGAGGAAGAAGAAGAAAGUGACCUAGUUCCUGCAUUGUGGUACAUGGCACUGGAGGGAGUCAGAAGAUGAGAGAAUAUUCACUCCUUUUGAUUAGUUAUCUUGAGGAAGUUGGGCAGAGAGAACAGGGCCCCGUAUCUCGAAAGCAUCGCGCAAGCGUCUCGAUUCCAUAACUCGCCCAAUCUCGUCCCAUAUAAUACAUUGUAGCCUCUAUUUGAUGUAGCUAUUUGCAAUACGCGAUGCUUUCGAGAUGGGGGGCCCAGGACUGUAAAUACUGUAACUUAUGAGGAGGAUCUUGGUUUUGAGCUUUGAAUUAAUUCAUUAAGACAAAAGUUGAGAUGAUACUACAACAUAACCUUUUUGUCAAAGAUACAAUGACGAGGAUGUGAAUUUGAUAAAAAUAAAAUAUUUACAGAAUAUCAAGCCUAGAUCAUAUUGUAUCUUUGUUGAAGUAAUGAAAGGAUAAUAUAAAGGGAUGCAAGUGAUGAAUUGACAAGAAAGGAUUGAAAAGGAAAUGGUCAAUGUUUAUACAAAUAAAGCUGUCACUAUAGUCCAAGCCUUUUGUGCCAGGAAUGUGCACUCGUCUUGUUACUGCAAUAGCUUUGAAAAGGUGUCUCUUUUUUACUGAAAAUUAGCUGGAGCAAUUUGUCAUGUUAUGAAAAUGAGAGAUAUUUCUUGGUAAUAUUUCUUGGUAUAAUACUUAAAGGAAGUACAUCUACAGGUUUUACUGUAGCCCGAUUUAUUUGUCAUAGCAUAAUGCAGGUCAAGUUUAAGAUUCAGCAAGGUCAGAUUUACAAUUUAAGUUUAUUUGAUUUUAUCAUUUAUUUUUACUGCAUUACAUCCUUGUUUCAAGUUCAUCUUUAGUGUUUUUUGAGGUGACAUUUUGAAGCACAGUUAUCAUGUACCAGCACUGUGUAAUCCAGAUGAAGGACCCAGUAGAAAUUGUAGUGGAAAUGCCCUUCAUUUGUCAGAAGUUAAAAUAUAAAUAUGAUUUCUCUUAACAUGAUAAAUAACCAAUGUCACAUAAAUUUAAGAUGUAAAAAUAUGAUAAAUAAAGAAAUGGCAGUAUUUUCCAUA
Messenger RNA from Lingula anatina, 4403 nucleotides. RefSeq lists its product as uncharacterized. Gene Ontology annotation, biological process: positive regulation of transcription by RNA polymerase II. Gene Ontology annotation, molecular function: p53 binding; transcription factor binding; protein heterodimerization activity. Gene Ontology annotation, cellular component: transcription factor TFIID complex. The record is from RefSeq and is a predicted model, not a curated record. NCBI's taxonomy places the organism in Eukaryota, Metazoa, Brachiopoda, Lingulata, Lingulida, Lingulidae.